GCUGUCACAAUCGCGCAACUACCUUCCUCGGGUCGGCGGUCGCCUCCUCUGCCCCUGAUUUAGAUAUUGACACCUCCGUAGUGAAAAUCACAACGCAACUCUCUCUCUCUCUCUCUUUUCGAUUCGUGCUCUCAAAAUUCUCGUCUUUGUUAAGCUACUUCCUCAUACACGAAAGAAUCUUGCUGUGAUCCGCGUAUUAAUAUCUGCAUCGUGCAAUUUUUGUUUGUAUUUCUGCUCCAGUAUCUGAACCUUCUGAAGAUUUUGGCGGGAGGAAUUCAUUGCCGCCAAGGAGUAUCGGUUUCUAAAGUUCGUUUUCCUGAAUGCGUGUGUUGAUUUCGUUUUUCCGUUUGUUUGAUUUUGGUUUCGUUCUUGUUUUUAUCGCGUUCUUAAUUUUUGGUAGCCUCGUCCUCGUGCAGUAACUUGUCGCAUUUUGCGAUGCCUUUUUUGCGCUCAUUUCAGUUCUGUUCUUUUUUUUUCCUAUCGCAGUGAUGAAUUCUCUGUCAGAAAUAUUGCUCGAUUGUUCGUGAGAAUUUUGUUAAUAUUUAAAUGAGUGAUUUUAUUCUCAGUGCAUUUUUUUUAUAUAUGCGACGAUGGAGAGGAGAAUCUAAGCCUUAGCCGUUUGAUUAAGAUGAGCCAGUGUUAGAUGUCGACUGCUCAACUAAAUCACUGUUUCAGCGCUAAAUACUUAUUUAUUGAUUAGUUUGCGACAGCGAUAAGUUUAAUGUGGAAAAUGACGUCCGUAUUAGCUGCUUGCAGAUCUCGGACACUAUGUUUGAAUAAUUUGAGGCUAUCUGAAUGGGGGAACCUUUUUGCUGGCUGCAACUUUUUCGGGGGUCUUAUUUAUAUUUGGUUGUUUUCUUGUCGAGGAGUGAAGUUGGAAAGUGCUUUUCCUAGGUUUCACCUAGCAACUCUCUCCGUGGACACUGAAGUACACUUUGUCCACUUCUCACCUUUUGGACUGAGUUAAUGUUAACACACUAGUGGCUGUCAUUCUUUAUGGGAAUUUUGUGCUCCAUCCAAAUCCAAACAACUUGAUUCCAAAUAGUGUUCCUCGCAUUAUCAUUCGGUUAUAGUGAUAUAUGUCUGUCUGGAUAUAAGACAGGGUGACUCAACUUCUAGAUAGGCAAUAUAUGCUAUUUUUUUCUUUAGUUGGGUUGUUUCUGCCCUGAUUCUAGUGCCGCUUGCUCAGAUAGUUUGGUAAGAAUGUCACUAUGAGUCUGAGAAUAUAUUAGGAUUUAUUUGGAAUGAUUGAGUCGAUAUGCAGUGAAUGUAAAAGAUAAGCUUCAUGGUCUUGAGGUGUUCCCCAUUUGGAGGGCAGCUAUAUUAGAAAUGCAUGAAUAGAUUUAGGCAUUGAUUUCUUAAUGCAGAUUUUUGGUGUAUUUCAUAGCUGCUAGAUAUUCCUAUUUUCAUACCACAGUACAAUGGUGUCUGUUGCUGUUAAUCACGAUCUUUCGAGCAGUCUACAAGUUGAGUCCAACUUCACAGAAAAAGGGUUGGCUGGAGAUAGUGUGGUUACAAAUUGCAUUGAGGUUUGUGAAUCACCUUUAGAGUCUUCACAUGAAGAGCAUAUUCCUACUGGAGGAAUGUGUGAUGAAGAAGUUGCUAGCACCGAAACUUACAAUAAAGGAUACCUGAACUAUGGUUGUUCCCAUUAUCAUCGGAGGAGUCAAAUCAGAGCACCUUGUUGUAAUGAGAUAUUUGAUUGCCAUCACUGCCACAAUGAGGCAAAGAACAAUAUUUGCAUUGACCAAAAGCUCAGGCAUGAUAUCACUCGCCACUUAAUUGAGAAGGUCAUAUGCUCACUUUGUCACACUGAACAGGAGGCUCAACAAGUUUGCAGAAAUUGUGGGGUGUGCAUGGGAAGAUACUAUUGUGGAACUUGCAAGCUGUAUGAUGAUGAUAUAUCGAAAGACCAGUAUCAUUGUGAUGGCUGUGGUAUUUGCAGGGUCGGAGGCUCCAAUAAUUUCUUUCAUUGCGAUAAAUGUGGAUGCUGCUAUUCUAUGGUUUUGAAAAGCAGCCACCCUUGCAUUGAGAGGGCAAUGCACCAAAACUGUCCUGUUUGCUUUGAGUAUCUGUUUGAGUCGAGAAACGAUGUAGUUUCUAUGCCUUGUGGGCACACCAUACAUCGAACAUGCUUGGAACAAAUGCAGGAUUACUAUCGGUACGCUUGCCCCAUCUGUUCGAAGUCAGUUCGCAAUAUGUCAAAAGUGUGGGAGAAGUAUGACCUGGAGAUUGCAGCUACUCCUAUGCCGCCAUAUUAUGAAGAUAAGAUGGUUUGGAUUCUUUGCAAUGACUGUGGAAGUAAGUCUGAAGUGAAAUAUCACAUUGUCGGCCAGAAAUGCCACGACUGCAAAUCUUACAACACCCGGCAAACAAGAGGCCUUGGCAGAUAGAUUUGCUGUAUGCUUCAAUCACAUAUGGGGUUUGUUUCCUUAUACUAACUUCUACAGUAAUUUGAGGAAACCAAUCCUAAUAUUCUUGUUGUUUGCUCAGUUCAUCUUGUAGCUGAAAUUCGAUCGUUAAAUUAAUGAUCAUUUAUACGAUCGUUUUUCAAUCAUUAAACCUCGCUUUUCUAUGAUAUUAGAUAGGUUAGGAAGUUCUAAAGUUAUUAUUGAAAUAAUAUGGUUCCAAUUUGUUGUACUCCGUAUAUAAAAAAUAAAAUUGAAAAUGGGAAAUUUGUUCUA
Messenger RNA from Salvia splendens (bonfire salvia), 2684 nucleotides. RefSeq names its product probable E3 ubiquitin-protein ligase RZFP34. NCBI's taxonomy places the organism in Eukaryota, Viridiplantae, Streptophyta, Magnoliopsida, Lamiales, Lamiaceae. Gene Ontology annotation, biological process: protein ubiquitination; ubiquitin-dependent protein catabolic process. The record is from RefSeq and is a predicted model, not a curated record. Gene Ontology annotation, molecular function: zinc ion binding; ubiquitin protein ligase activity. Bases 1422 to 2393 code for a protein of 323 amino acids. Gene Ontology annotation, cellular component: nucleus. The transcript is spliced from 11 exons.